This is a messenger RNA of Arachis duranensis, 729 nucleotides long. Its product is annotated as bidirectional sugar transporter SWEET6b-like. Gene Ontology annotation, biological process: carbohydrate transport. The transcript has 6 exons. The record is from RefSeq and is a predicted model, not a curated record. Lineage: Eukaryota; Viridiplantae; Streptophyta; Magnoliopsida; Fabales; Fabaceae. Gene Ontology annotation, cellular component: membrane. Bases 1 to 729 code for a protein of 242 amino acids. Gene Ontology annotation, molecular function: sugar transmembrane transporter activity.
AUGGUGAGCGCUGCACUUGUUCGUACCGUUAUCGGCAUUAUAGGGAAUGUGAUCUCUUUCGGCUUGUUUUUCUCACCAGCGCCAACAUUCUAUCGGAUAAUAAAGAAAAAGUCCGUGGAAGAGUUCAAACCCGAUCCAUAUAUAGCAACGGUUCUAAACUGUGCGUUUUGGGUGUUCUAUGGGCUUCCUUUCGUGCACCCUCACAGUGUUCUUGUGGUUACCAUCAAUAGCGUUGGCCUUGUCUUCGAGUUCGUCUAUCUCACCAUUUUUUACAUUUAUGCCACUAACAAAGGACGGAGGAAGGUACUGCUCUUUCUGGGAUUAGAGGCUGUGUUCUUUGCCGCUGUUGCUCUUAUAACGUUGCUGGUACUACAUGGCACUCACAAAAGAUCGUUAGUGGUUGGUGUACUGUGUGAUAUAUUUAAUAUCAUGAUGUAUGUCUCUCCUCUUACCAUCAUGGCAAAAGUUAUAAAAACGAAGAGUGUGGAAUAUAUGCCGUUUUGGCUAUCUCUAACUAACUUCCUCAAUGGAGUGUGCUGGACAAUAUACGCUCUCAUCCACCCUUUUGAUAUUUACGUCCUGGUAAGUAAUGGAAUUGGAGCCUUGUCUGGACUGAUUCAGCUGAUACUAUAUGCUUGUUAUUGUUCCUGUAAUAAUGGAGAGAAGAACGGUGAUGGUGAUGACACUGUGUCAACUACAGUGGCUAAGGGAAAUAUUGAAUUAGUUUGA